AGUUGACAAUUCGCUCGGCAAACACCGUGAUUUUCCCACAUUCCGUCCCUCUCACAAAAAAUCUAUACACUCCAGCUCAGCGGCUGUAUCUUCAAGAAACUCCUCAAGAAUCCAUGUCUGACUCAACUUUCAAACGGUUUGUCGAGGUCGGACGAGUCGUCCUACUCAAAUCCGGUCCUUAUGCCGGCAAAAUCGCUGUUGUUGCAGAGAUCAUCGACCACAACCGGGCAAUAAUCGAUGGCCCCACCACCUCCGUCCCACGGCAAUCCUUCCCCUACAAGCACCUCACCCUUACUCCUCUCGCUCUAACAAAACUUCCCCGUGGCUCUCGCUCAGGGACUAUCAAAAAACAUCUGGAGAAAGAAGGCACAUUGACGAAGUGGAACAACUCGGAGUGGGCGAAAAAGCGGGCAGCUGUUGAGAAGAGGAGAUCGUUGAACGAUUUCGCGAGGUUCUCUGUUAUGUUGGAGAAGAAGAAGAGGAGGGAUGGCGUCAGGAAAGCUGUCAAGGCGUUGAAGGCAUAAGGAAAUGACAACGGGAUUUAUUCUUCUACGCUCCACGCCCGCUGCUGUAUGCUCUCUAUGACUAUCCUAUGUUCCCUCUGCACGCCAAAUGACAUCCCUCAUUGCCUAUGUCCCAGCUCGUUAAAUGUGAGGUUUCUCAACGAAGAAUGCUAUCACGUCGAUCAUUGGUCAAACAGCCGAUAUACUGACUACUGAAGUGGCAUCUGACUAUCAAUGCUGUAUAUCAUUCAACAUUGAAAUCCACGACGCUGAUUUCCAAAAUAUGUUGAGUCCCUUGUUGCUGUACUUACAGCUAGGUCAAGUCACUACUACGUUCCUUAUACCAUAGCCAGCAGACUGACUCAAUCAGACACAA
Lentinula edodes (shiitake mushroom) is the source of this 879-nucleotide messenger RNA. Its product is annotated as ribosomal protein L14-domain-containing protein. Gene Ontology annotation, cellular component: ribosome; cytosolic large ribosomal subunit. Gene Ontology annotation, molecular function: structural constituent of ribosome; RNA binding. The record is from RefSeq and is a predicted model, not a curated record. Gene Ontology annotation, biological process: translation; ribosomal large subunit biogenesis. The transcript is spliced from 4 exons. Bases 114 to 524 code for a protein of 136 amino acids. NCBI's taxonomy places the organism in Eukaryota, Fungi, Basidiomycota, Agaricomycetes, Agaricales, Omphalotaceae.